This is a messenger RNA of Micropterus dolomieu (smallmouth bass), 2109 nucleotides long. RefSeq names its product creatine kinase B-type-like. The record is from RefSeq and is a predicted model, not a curated record. NCBI's taxonomy places the organism in Eukaryota, Metazoa, Chordata, Actinopteri, Centrarchiformes, Centrarchidae. Gene Ontology annotation, molecular function: creatine kinase activity. The coding region runs from base 756 to 1901 and encodes 381 amino acids. The transcript is spliced from 8 exons. Gene Ontology annotation, biological process: phosphocreatine biosynthetic process.
AAUCCCGGACCCGGUGUUCCGCCUCAGCCAUCAUAAAGAGGUAGAUGAUCUGCCGGUGGAGACCCGGUUCCUGUGUCGGUUUCACCACCAGAACCCGGUUUGGUUCGGCAGAUUCGGUCGUGCUGAAGGUGACCGGGGUGUCGCGAGGUGCGGCGGCCGCGCGGUGAAGGGUUAAACCGGCCUGCUGCUGCGUCACUCCGGCCUCCCGCAGCUCCGAGUCCCGGUUCACACUCUGCUGUUCUCCCCUCAAGGCUUUCCUCAUCCGAGACGAGCCGAGCCGAGCCGAGCCGAAUUCUGAUUUAAAUCAGUUUUCAUUCGAAACGUUUUGAUGGAGGAGGAAGGACCUGAGUACACGUUAGAGGUACUUUUACUGCAGUGCAGUACUUCCCUCUGACAGCUCACCGGUUAUAAACAAUCGAUCCUUAAAGUUUUUAUUUUAGAUCAGAAACUUUAUUUGUCCCCAAACAUCUCAGAGGACAGGAAGUAACACUGGUUACAGAUCCAACAGCUGUUCUGAUCUGUUCAGGAGAACCGGGUCCUCCUCAGUACAGGACAUUUGGCCCUCGCUCCAGGCCAAUCACAGAGCAGCUGAUCAAAAGUAGCAGCCAGAUUCCCGGAUGUUAAAAACACAUUAAGCUGUUUCUGGGUCGCAGCUGGAAACAUCAUGAAAACCUGGAUGUGAACUUGGAGAACCAGAGUCGCUGCGUCACCAGCUGUCCUCGCGGUGAACUUCAGGUGAGCAGCCGGACGACAUCAUGCCUUUCGGAAACACCCACAACAAGCUGAAGAUGAACUACUCGGCGGAGCAGGAGUACCCCGACCUCAGCCAGCACAACAACCACAUGGCCAAGGUGCUCACGCCCGAAAUGUACGCCAACCUGCGGGACAAGGAGACGCCCAGCGGGUUCACCCUGGACGACAUCAUCCAGACCGGUGUUGACAACCCAGGUCACCCGUUCAUCAUGACGGUGGGCUGCGUCGCAGGAGACGAGGAGACGUACGAGGUGUUCAAAGAGCUGUUGGACCCGGUGAUCGAAGACCGCCACGGAGGAUACAAACCAUCAGACAAACACAAGACGGACCUGAACGCCGAAAACCUGCAGGGUGGCGACGAUCUGGAUCCAAACUACGUUCUGAGCUCUCGGGUUCGAACAGGACGGAGCAUCCGCGGCUUCUGCCUGCCGCCGCACUGCAGCCGCGGAGAACGCCGCGCCAUCGAGAACCUCUCCAUCGAAAGUCUGGACGUCCUGGAUGGGGACCUGAAGGGGAAGUACUACGCCCUGAAGAACAUGACGGAGGAGGAGCAGCAGCAGCUGAUCGAUGACCACUUCCUGUUCGACAAGCCCGUCUCCCCGCUGCUGCUGGCGUCCGGCAUGGCCCGCGACUGGCCCGACGGCCGCGGCAUCUGGCACAACGACAACAAGACCUUCCUGGUGUGGGUGAACGAGGAGGAUCACCUGCGCGUCAUCAGCAUGCAGAAAGGAGGCAACAUGAAGGAGGUGUUCAACCGCUUCUGCACCGGACUCACCAAGAUCGAGAACCUGUUUAAGGAGCGAGGUCACGAGUUCAUGUGGAACGAGCACCUGGGCUACGUCCUCACCUGUCCGUCUAACCUGGGGACGGGACUCAGAGCCGGCGUCCACGUCAAGCUGCCCAACGUCAGCAAGCAUGAGAAGUUUGGCGAGAUCCUGAAGAGGCUGCGGCUGCAGAAGAGAGGAACAGGUGGUGUGGACACGGCGGCGGUGGGCGGAGUCUUUGACAUCUCCAACGCGGACCGCCUGGGCUUCUCGGAGGUGGAGCUGGUGCAGAUGGUGGUGGACGGGGUCAACCUGCUGGUGGACAUGGAGAAGCGUCUGGAGAGCGGCGAGGACAUCGACGACCUGAUGCCCGAGCAGAAGUGAACCAUGUUACUGUAACCUCUGACCCCUCACCUGCCCUGCCCUCACUAACACCCCCCCCCCCACUGUAGUCAAUCAGAAACCGUCCUGAAGACGCUUAGAGCCGCUCAGUUAGACCUCAGUCUUCCGACAUGUGAAGGACUUCCUGUUUCUUGUCUCCACCUGUUGGACCAUCUAACACUUGUAACACCUAAUAAAGUCUGUGACUGAA